AAUAACAACACAGAGGAAUUAUGUUAUAAAAAUUAUGGUUACGCUUCAUAUUUGAUAAAUACAAUCAAAAUUACAUACUUACUUUGGACAAUAUGAAUGUAUUUACAGUCCUAAUGUGGAAACAUUACAUAAUAAGGAAGCGACACAUGGGCAUGACAAUUCUAGAGUUGUUCACUCCACUCUUCUUGUUAUUACCUCUGAUUGGAAUUCAUAGCGGUACGGGGAACAUAGAAGAGAGUGCGCUCAAAUCUCCUGCAACGGCGCCGCAUCUUGUCUACACACCGAACACAGAACUCACGAGCAGGCUAAUUGAAAAAAUUGCGGACACCCUGUAUAUACCGCCAUACGAACCCAUUCCAGAUAAAAUGGAGCACAGUUACAUGAGAUCGCACGAAAUAAAAUCCGAAGAAGAAUUGAACCUUUUACAUUCCGUCGAUGGUCUUGUUGUGUUUGAGAAUCUGGAUGGUGAAUACUUACCGGAUUAUCUUAAUUAUACAAUACAUUUAAGAAAUCCGCACCACCUCACAGUCAUGUCACGAAGAAGGGAUUAUGAACAUUUAGAUGAACUAAGUGAAUCAUUCCUCCGGCUACAAUGGGCUAUAGAUUCUAGCUUUAUAAAGAUAAAAGCCAACACAGACGAAGAUUUGCAGAAUAUAACAAUGAAGCAACUUCGGGGUAACGCUAAUCCACUAAUCAAUUACCGUGCGUUAUCCGAUAUCGUAUUCUUUUCUUUGAUCGCUGUUACUUUCAUCGCUCCCUUAUUGUCUUUCACACAAAUCAUGCUGCGGAUGAACGAAGACAAAACAACAGGAAUACAGGAGAUAUCCGAGAUGGCGGGCGCAUCAUCGCUGAUGAUCUGUCUGUCGCAGUUAGUGAAUUCACUCCCUCCAGCGCUAAUGAUGGCUGUAGGAAGUAGUAUAGUGUGUCUGCUGCUGCAGAUCGAGGCAAACCCUUUAAUCACGUUCACCGGCUGGUUCCUGCACUACAUGACAGUAAUCGCAUUCGCAUUCGUCCUCAGCUACAUCACGAAGACCAUUUGGUAUACAGUAUCUAUUUCAAUGUUGGCGUACCUCGCCUUGUGGUUCCCUGCCAUUGUUUUUGAAGUUGGAAGCUUUUCUCUUAUAGGGUUGAUCGUAAAAGGAUUUAUGCCUCACGCACCAUUCCUAUGGUUUAUUCAUCAGAUAUUCGUAGCUAGUGAAAUAGGUAGUGGUAUAGACUUUUCUUCGUGGUCCGGAGAGUUCCACCGCUUCAACGACGGAAGCAGAAGUGGCAGCGUACUACUCUCUUUUAUUAUGCAACUUCUUCAGAUCAUAUUGUGCUUUUUACUCACCUUCUACUUGGAGUUGGUACGGCCGAGGAAGUUUGGAAUUCAAAGGCCUUGGUACUUUCUUUGGCAGAAAGACUAUUGGGUGGUACCGCCAAUGCCUGAAUGUGAUAAUGAAUUGAAGACAAACCAAGACCCCGCAUAUGAGAAAUACUUCCAGAAACAUCCAGAACCAGCGUUAGAAGCUGUGGAGAUUGUUAAUCUACAAAAGAUGUACAGAACAAACACUGGAGCAACGAUAUACGCAGUCGAUAAUAUAUCAGCUACAUUCUACGAGGGCGAGAUCACCGUCAUUAUAGGACACAACGGCGCGGGCAAGUCAACUCUUAUAUCAAUUAUUGCAGGGUUAUUAAGGCAGACGUCGGGUAAUGUUUAUAUCAACGGACUUGACACUUUGACACGUCAAGUAGACUUGAGACGUCAAGUUGCCAUUUGUCCUCAAAUGAAUACUUUGUAUCCCGAUUUGACUGUACGGGAGCAUUUAGUUUUUUUUUGCAUGUUGAGGGGUGAUUCGAUGGAGAAGGCGCAGAAUUACGCAGAAGAACUUAUGAAGCAGUUGGAUCUUUAUUCUAAGGAUACGUGGACGCCGGAGAAGCUGUCGCACGGGAUGCUGCGGCGGCUGCAGGUUGGCUGCACGCUGUGCGGUGACGCCAACCUGCUGCUGUUGGAUGAGCCCACCACCGGCCUCGAUGUUGAAGCGAGGAGGGAGAUCUGGGAUAUAUUGUUGACACUCCGAGGACAUCGGACGGUGAUCAUGUCGACGCACUAUAUGGAGGAGGCGGAUAUCUUGGGCGAUCGUAUUCUGGGUCUCCACUCAGGCAUAUUGCGAUGCUAUGCAACGCCGGAGUAUCUGAAGAAAGCUAUUGGCGCGGGGUUUCGUGUGUCCAUAACAACACGACAGCUACCGGACUUGCACAUGAUCAGCUCAGUGAUGCGCGAGAUGUCGCCCGAUGCGGAACUGGGGGACAGGAUUCUGCGCACGCUGGUCUAUGAAAUCUCUCCCGCGACCGACAUGGCGUGUCUCCUUAAUAGACUCGAGACGUGCAGAUCCAAACUCAAUAUAGAAUCAAUAAGGAUAGGUACUGUCACAAUGGAAGAAGUUUUUAUGAAGCUGUGUAGCGACCUCUGCAUAGAUGCGUUCCAUGAAGGGGUUCCAUUUUUAAAAAAGACAGAGGAGUUCUGUUUUGAUCCGAAAUGGCCAGUGUUUAUGACCCAGACGCGAGAAUUGUUCAUGAGGCAGAUUGACUUUAGUCUUUCAAAACUUGUGCCAUUUAUGUUGCUACAAUUCUUAUGUCCCUUGGCUCUUUGCUUGAUUCUAACUCACGUGUUAAAUAAUCCACAUUACCUAGCAAAUAUAAAAAUGGACCUGAAUAUGUACAACGAAGUUGAUGCGCCUGUUGCUACCUAUGACAUCAGCAGUAGCGGCGACCUCGGCGAAAUCAUAGAUCAACUAAAGAUCGCCUACCCACAUCUCAUACUGCGUCAAGCGAAAGACACAACUGGUCACCAUAACUGCGACUGCGACAAAUGUAGAUCGCAGAAGAGGUCGUUCGCGAGAGAUAUCAUCGACGUAUACGUAGACGAUCAUCAGGCUAAGUUGAACUAUGACAGCACUGUGAAACAUUCGGCAUCUGUUGGACUAAAUCUGCUUAGCAAUAUCAUUGCUGCUCAGCACCUUGGGCCUACCUUAGAGCCUGUCAUCACUAUGCGCGUCAUCUACGGCUACUUUGAUUGGAAAAAGCCGAAGAGCGAACUAUAUUGUUAUAUGUUCGCAUCUUUUAGCGUGUAUAUAAUAUUAUCGGCGGCGAUGAACGAUGUGAUGCUACCGUACCGAGAGCGGAUGGCGUACACCCGCUACCUGCACGUGAAGGCCGGCUGCCCGUCCGGGCUCUACUGGCUGGUGACGCUGACGUACCACAUGGCCCACUACCUACUGUUGCACUGCAGCGGCACCAUUAUCGCCGCUACCAUCCUCGAAAAAGAUGACACGCUCGAUAACUUCGAAACAAUGUUUGCCUACUUACUAGCACUAAUCUUGUGUGGAUUAAGCUUCUUCACAUUCGUAUAUGUCUUGACCUACUUCUGUCAUGAGAAGACUAUCGGUUUGGUGGUUUUACUGCAUUUGAUUUAUUUUGGUAUGUACGCUCAUCUACUUAAGUUCGCUUUCGAGAGUCUUGACGUCAACCAUGGAAUGCUCUUUUUGGUGGACAACCUAAGCAUGUUUCUACCCAUGUAUAUCUUCGUACUAUCAAUCAAAAGACUGACGAACUCGGCGCGCUACAACCAGUUGUGCUUAUACUAUCAUCAGUUCUGCAGCCAGGCGCAAGAACCGCUGGGUUAUCCCUCGGACGUUUGUUGCGACAGGUCCAUGGGGUAUGGUCACUGGUUCAGUCCUUACGGAAUCUCGUCGGAUGGUAUGGGUGUACCGCUAUUGAUAAAUGCUGCCCAGAUAAUCGUUUUCACAAGUCUUGUUUGGCUGUUAGAGUAUCAACAACUAGAGAAGGUAUGGAACGAGAUGAAAAAUCGGCGUGCAUAUCCUCUGCCAGUUAGAAAAUAUGACAAUCCAGACGUUUUUGCUGAAAAGGAGAAUGUAAGAACUACGAUCGAAAAGCCAAUCGAAACUAUAAAAGAGACAAUGCUCGCGAGUCGGUGCUGGAAGCUCUACCUCUUAUCAUUUAGGUGCAUAUUCUUUGGUUUGAAAGACAUAAACUUUUCUCUAAGAAGAGGAGAAUGCCUAGGCUUGGCCGGAAUUAACAGCAGCGGGAAAACUACGGUAUUCAAAGUAUUAACUCGCUACGAUUUGCUCACGAAAGGAAAUAUCUACGGCAUCGGAUAUUUCAUUAAUAAAGAUCCAGAUAAUUAUUUGCACAGUCUCGGCUACAGUCAUCAGACAUUCGGCAUGGACUUCUUCCGGAGCGGUGAGACGAACCUGCGAACGCUGCUGGCUUUCCGUGGUCUCACCGCCGAGGAUGUCGAGUGUGAAACAAACACUUGGCUUAAAAUUAUUGAUACGGGAUUGACGCGAGUUGAAACGCUAAAAGAAAAGCUAGCAGAGGAAUUCAAAAGUCCUCUAAGGGAUGAACAUCUGACCUGCCUGCGUUACAUCGUAGCGGCGCGGCUGCACUACAGCGAGGUGUACUGCAAGGUUUACGGGCUGUCGCAGGAGUUUGAAGAUAUCGUGGAGGACUUCUCAGUAUUUGACGGCACCCUGGAGGACGGCUUCAUCCAAUUCGUGCAGGACAACCGCUUUACUGUGCGCCAAGCGCUGACAUGGUAG
Messenger RNA from Papilio polytes (common Mormon), 4601 nucleotides. RefSeq names its product ATP-binding cassette sub-family A member 3-like. The record is from RefSeq and is a predicted model, not a curated record. The coding region runs from base 93 to 4601 and encodes 1502 amino acids. Lineage: Eukaryota; Metazoa; Arthropoda; Insecta; Lepidoptera; Papilionidae. Gene Ontology annotation, cellular component: membrane; intracellular membrane-bounded organelle. The transcript is spliced from 29 exons. Gene Ontology annotation, molecular function: ATP binding; ATP hydrolysis activity; ABC-type transporter activity. Gene Ontology annotation, biological process: lipid transport; transmembrane transport.